Paramuricea clavata is the source of this 1262-nucleotide messenger RNA. The record is from the annotation of a GenBank genome assembly. Lineage: Eukaryota; Metazoa; Cnidaria; Anthozoa; Malacalcyonacea; Plexauridae.
AUGCAGGUCACUUGAAGACUACCCGAGUGCAUUGUUAUGUAACUGUAUUAUGUCUAAUUCCAGAUAGUUUUUUUUAACCUAUUAAUUUGCAAGACACUUUCCCUGACCAGUAAAAUUGUCUGGCAUUAGGCCACAUAAAAAAAAAUGUUGGUUAGCGUCCUCACCCGCCCACAAAAAAGGCCCCGCUCAGGAUUUUUAAAAAAAUUUUAUUUUAAAAAAACCCAACUUUUAUUGAUCAACGGGCUCUAAUAUAUGUAGUAUUUCUGUUGACUGUAGUCAAUUGUGUUAAUAAGUUGCGACAUUGCAUGCGAAAAUGACGGUAUGAAUCAUAUUUUGAAAUAUAUAAAAAAAUAUCUGUACUGCGCAAGAAAAUCCAGUUUCGGACCUAAAACCAAGGCGUUAAAAGUUAGUAAAAAUUUAAAAAAAAGCGCCCGCUCGCCCACUUUUUGGCAAAAGCUAAGGAUGCUAACCAACUAUUUUUUUUAUGUGGCCUUAGACAGUGUUAAUGCGUGAAAGUAAUGUGCAUGGGGGCGUAUUAAUCCUUUAACACAUUCGACCACCCUUAGUUUAGCAUCUACAUUGUGUCCCCUGUUAAAUUGUCUAAAAUUGUUUGGUUGGUUCAUUUUAUAGGAGAGAGUACACUUACAAAAAGGUGUUCGAACUGGUGCUCCAAAUGGCAAACCAACUACCACCAAACGAGUAAAGGGGCAAAGAGUGAUGAAGAAAGUACUGAAAGAUAUUAAGUGUCAGGCUGAUUUCCCAUAUGCCAAAUUGAAGUGUAUGAGAGGGGAUAUCACUGAGCAGGAGUUUAUAAUCUUGAGUGAAGUUAACUUUAAAGAGAAGUCAUUUGCAGAAAUUGAAUCUGUCCUCAUUCAGAUAAAAGAGAUGUGUGCAUUGCAAGGUUUCUGUUAUACUACUUGGUUUAAACUGUAAAUUACUGCUGUAAUGGACAUUUCCAGAAAGAAAUAAAAGGACAUCACAACAACAUAUAGGAGAGAAAAACCGGCAAAACUCUAUAUAAUCAAUGUUCUCUUUUAUAUAUUACAGAUAUCCUGAGUUUACCAGUGAAGAAAACAUACAGGGUUUUUAGGGGUGAUGUAGUAUGUGGAAAGUCCACUAAACAUUUCAAGUCCUAUGUCCAGCGUGCUAGUUCUUUUAAAGCGACUGAUGGCACGUUUAAAGAGGGUAUCACAAUACUAAAUAUUGAUUGCCUGAGUGAGUUAUGCCCAAUUCUCCUGGAUGAAAAGAUGCCACAGUACUAA